Molecule: messenger RNA, 1089 nt
Organism: Coccidioides immitis RS
Lineage: Eukaryota; Fungi; Ascomycota; Eurotiomycetes; Onygenales; Onygenaceae
Exons: 5
Coding region: 1-1089 (362 amino acids)
Source: RefSeq, a predicted model, not a curated record
AUGAAUAGCACUGGAAUUGGUGGGGCAAGAUAUUUCCACAGCAAGGUGGGAGAGCCAAUUUUUUGCGCUGAAAUUUAUUUUGAUGGAUUGGUCAUUGUAGCAUUCCGUGCUUUGUACGGAGUACUCCGUACUCCGUAUCCAGACUGGCGAAUUCAUUUUGAUGUGUUGGCAUCCUGUGGGCUGCUUAUCCAGGCCAGCUCGUCCAUCGAAGCGAAAGAUUUUCAUACCAACUCCAUUCGCAGGAUUGAUUUUGAAGCUGGUUGGCGCCGAGUGAUUGACUCGUCAUCGAUCCACUCCACAUGGUCAGGCGGGAGAGGGUAUCUUAUUCGCCAGCCUUUUGAUAUGAAGCGCCGGGGUUCAGGGCACCUUCCCAGUAGUGAGAACACCCUGAUUCAGCCACUUCGAACCUUUGAAGCGAGACAAACUGGAGCACAGAUCCUUUUUGGGGUUGGGGGCCACGGAAACGUCUCCCGGAAAAUUCAACUCUUUUAUCCCGGAACAUCAGCGUUUCCCUCCAUCAAUCCGUCCAGAUUUCCUUCGGCGACACCGUCUCUUGAGGCUGAUCAUUUGACUGGCCUCCAUAUGGCCAAAGCCGCGCUGGGGAUGCCUGUCUAUUUUAUCGGGCGCUGCUGGGUUCCCGCGUUGCGCCAAGACGUAAACAACACGAACACCAAGCGAGAUCUCGUGACUUCUCAGCGUCGGGGCUUGAGCCUUGAGAGCAGCGAGCCAUUAUCAUCGAGCGUGGGGGUCCCACAGAAACAUAAAGAGUUAUGCCCUCUCCGGAUGGACACUGAACUUGGUGCGGUGCGCAUGGUUGCUCGCGAACUUGCUCGAUGUGCCGAGUUGCUGCGGUUGUCAAUGUUUACAUUUCCGUCACGUCGACGCGCCGGGCUGCAGAUAAACACAGCAGCUCACCAACCCCACCUGUGCCCCUCAUCCCAGGUGAAGGCCCUUGCUCCCCUCAAAAGUUCACGAGGAUAUCUGGCUGGACACAAAAUCCGACCCUGCAUCCGGUCGCUCAGCCACCGUGAAUGCGGGGUAUUCCCAUUUCCAGCCUCGAGGCCGUUUCUGGACGGCGGCUCGAGGUGA